Gigantopelta aegis is the source of this 3033-nucleotide messenger RNA. RefSeq lists its product as uncharacterized. NCBI's taxonomy places the organism in Eukaryota, Metazoa, Mollusca, Gastropoda, Neomphalida, Peltospiridae. The coding region runs from base 208 to 2418 and encodes 736 amino acids. The transcript is spliced from 22 exons. The record is from RefSeq and is a predicted model, not a curated record. Gene Ontology annotation, molecular function: protein binding.
UUAAAUUAGAGGCACUGAAAAUGUCAAAACGCGAACUAUUAUUAAAACUGUUAAUUACACUUUCCUAAAAAUACGGAAUAUGUCUUUAAUUGACUAGCAUAAAGACGACAGGUCGGGGGAUAGCGGGAUAGUCAGGUUACAACAGGCGAGAGAUGUAGUGAUUGGCUAAUGCUGUUUUCAAGUUGUUUUUAACGCUCCAAAACAAAGAUGGCGGGCCAAAUGACUGAUCUGGCCAAGACAAGAAUUGGUCAAGCCAUCGCUAUGAAAAGCAUCGAUGGCUUAAAGCAGUGCCUCAGAGACGGAGAAGACCCGCUGCGUAAAGAUCGGAAAGGCAACACCUAUAUUCAUUUUGUGUGUACGAUGUACAGACCAAACAUCUUCCAAAUCAUCACGGCCACCGGAAUUGAUGUCUGCGCACAGAAUAAGCAUGGGAACACGGCUCUACAUGUGACAGCACUGCAGAAGGAAUGUUGCCAUGUUGGUGACUUGAUGGCCGCCGGUAUCGACCCUUUCAUCAGAAACAAAGAUGGUAAAACUGCAGCUGAGUUGAAAUCACAAAAUAAAUAUUGGCACACAAUUUACAACGUCUGGCAGCCAGGUAUUUAUAAAGUUAUAGAGGACCACGAUGUCCCACGACUGUUAGAACUGCUGCACUGCUGGAACAGAGUAGAUUUUAAGAGGCAUGGUCAGACCCUGCGCCAGUUUUCUGCGGCCCUCAAACAUCACGACAUUGUGUGGAUUCUGGAUGAACACAAGCCGACUCUUGAUCUGAUAUAUGGUGUCCAGGAGAUUAACUACGAGAAGAUCAGGAAGGCGCUGACCAAGUUAAAGUGUAACGUCAACUUCCUGAACACGGCGUCCAAUCGGCCGCACAUCCUUCAGCAUGCCAUUGGUUUACAAAAUCUCAAACUGGUUCACAUAUUGUGCAAUGCGAAAGCGGAUGUCAACACCCCGAUCUUCGUCAACGACUACUACUGGGGCCCUCUGUUCUUUGAAGUUCUCAACAACAAGAUGCCACCUCAGAUCAUGUGGAAGAUUCUGGAAAGUAAUCCCGAUUUCAGCCUCAAAGACCAGAGAGGCCGAAACGCGCUGACUUUCUCACUGGAUAAAAGCAGUGGUAAACUUCCGCUGAGUGUUUUCGAAUAUAUACUAAAGAACGGAGCUUACUUUGCGGAACGAGACGAGACCGGAGCGACAAUCCGAGACGUGGCCAGAUUUGCCAGGAGAAGUGAUGUUGUUGAUUUAAUAGACAAAUGUUAUGUGAAGAUUAUGCGGAACUCUGACGUAGACCAGUUGGAACAGUUAGCCAUGGCAGGCUAUGACAGCUUCCAUAUUUACCACAAUUAUCGAGACACAUACAUUUUUGCUUGUGGAAACGAAACGAAGGAUGUGCUUAAAUUCAUGUUGUGGCUGCCCCAGUUUCAGGAAAGUGUCCAGACAUUUCACCGACUGGUGAAAACUGAGAGUGUGAACCAGGUGAAGGAGUUCCUGGACAAACACGACAAACCAAGACUGCUGGUCAACUCCAAGGACAAGGGAGGCAGAGCCCCACUGCAUCUCGCUGUUCUGUGGAACAAGCCGGACAUCGUCAAGUUUCUUCUGUCGUGUCCUGAUAUCAACAUUAAUGCGAAGGACUGUUGUUACCGAACUGCCUAUCACUAUGCCUGUGCCCUGCUGGACGAUGGCUUCAAGAUAAGGAAGAUGUUGACGGAUGCAGGAAUUGACCAAAAUACCUUGGACACACACUGGAAGAUGGCUAAGGAUUAUUGUGAGUUACCUACCAUAGGACAAUGGAUUGAAAGAGAAAGGCGCGCCAAGUAUGGAUUGGAACUGGAGCUUAUGUGUAUUGACAAGUAUGAAGAACUCUACAAAAUUAUUUCCUCUAAGAAAAAAGGACUCAAAGAAUUCAAUGAAAGCAUCAAGAAAUUCAAGUUUCCUGUUGUCAAAUUCUCCAGCGUUCUUGAUCCACUGAUGCCAAACUUCAAAGACUUGCUGUUUCUCGCAGUGGAUUAUGGGAAACAGGAAGUGGCCAAGAAAUUGGCUCAUCUAGGAGCAGAUCUCACUAGGAAAGAGAUGUAUCUACCAGACGACUGUGAUGAAGAUGCAGUGUCUCAGACUGGAAGACUGCCAAUGGAGGACGACAAACCGACACGUAAAACAUCCUCUCCGAUUCUGAACUUUGAGAUCAAAGAGGAGAAUCCUGAAUCGCCGACUCGUUCAGUCAUCUCCUCCCUCACCGAGAGUCUGACUGACAUCACGGGCAGCUCCUUCCAGUUCAUGAAUCACGUUGCCAUGGAGAUGGAUAACAAGAUGGUGGCAUUGACGGUGGAGGAGAGAGCCCGGAGCCUGGGUUUGACGGAGCUUGCAGAGUUUUUCGUUAAGAAGUUGAAGAGACGUAAAUCGGGAAUCAGGCUGUGAAAAUGUUCAAUCACUGCUGGAAAUAGUCGAUCACAAGCUUGGCGAGAGAGAAAAAAAAAGGACAGAGACAAAGAAAGAGAGAAAGAAAGAGAGAAAAAAAAAAAAAGAUAGAGAGAAAGAAAGAGAAAAAGACAGAGAGAAAGAAACAAAGAAAGAGAGAAAAAAACAGAUAAAAAAAAGAAAGCAAUAUACAAUAUAAAACCAGUGAUCAGUUUUGUCUUUAAUCUACUGUCAAAGGGGCAGAUUCAGGAAAUAUUUUGAAGGGGGUGCAAGGAGGAAAUGGGUGCUUGGACCCAGUGGUGUAGCGAGAGGGCUAUGCCCCCCCCAAUCGGACAUAUUUAUACGCCCGUCUAUGAUGGAUCAUAUUAUGGUAUGGCGUUGUCCGUCCGUACAUCUGUUAACUUUGUUAACUUUUCCUUGUCCGGACCAUAUCUUGCAUAUUGAUGCAUACAGGACCAUCAAAUCUCAUAUUAAGGAAAAACUUGGGGUGGCGGUGUGUCGCGUACUAUUACUAGGUCACUGUGACCUACUUUUCAUGAUCUACUGCACAUAACAGUAAAUUCUAGUCAGGACCAUAUCUUGCAUACAUAUGCAUACAGGACCAUCAAAUCUCAU